AUUUUACCAUCAUACAUCAAGUCAUACAACUCUAUAUAACUACGCCAGUAGAUUUCAUUACAAGCUCGCAACCAUGAAGUUCAUCACCGUCGCCGUCGCCUUGACUUAUCUUGCAACCUCUGCGCAAGCCCUUGCUUAUGAACCUAAACUACUCAAUCGCCAGGAAAGUACCGACGCUUAUUGUGUCGGUCCAGAUGGACCGGAAUGCUCAGGCUGUCCCCAGGGCACAUCUUGCAUGACACGCGGCACUGGGGGAAUAUGCUGCAAAGCUGACGGAUGCACUUGCGAUUAUUAAUAAGGAGAGGGUUUCAUGGGAAAGGCAAUCUAGUUUCGUGGUAUCUAACCACCUAGGUACCAAGGCGAGUUUUAAAAUUCUUCACUCGGUGGAAGCCAUCGAGCUUUAGUUUUUACAUAUGAGAGAAUAAAUUGGAAAUUUCCAUUUUACUA
Hypoxylon trugodes is the source of this 447-nucleotide messenger RNA. RefSeq lists its product as uncharacterized. Bases 74 to 295 code for a protein of 73 amino acids. The record is from RefSeq and is a predicted model, not a curated record. The transcript has 2 exons. Lineage: Eukaryota; Fungi; Ascomycota; Sordariomycetes; Xylariales; Hypoxylaceae.